Mollisia scopiformis is the source of this 892-nucleotide messenger RNA. RefSeq lists its product as uncharacterized. The transcript has a single exon. The record is from RefSeq and is a predicted model, not a curated record. Lineage: Eukaryota; Fungi; Ascomycota; Leotiomycetes; Helotiales; Mollisiaceae. Bases 304 to 801 code for a protein of 165 amino acids.
UCAAACCCAUCCCCUCCCCGACUUUCUCUGUCCGAGUACAAGCCUCGGUCUACUGUCGAGCAUAUAUUCCAGACGGUCGAAACUUGGAGACUUUGUGGGAUUCCAGAUUCCACCCCUUCUUCGUUCGAGUUCUCUGUCUCCCCACAAGAACUCGAAGAGUUAGAGAAGAAAGUCUCUGAUAGUCACAAGACGGUUGUUGAUUUUUGGGACCGUGCAAUUAGGUAUGCUAUUCUUCGUGUUGUUCUCUUUUACUAGCUGACUACUUUUAGAUAUAAUUAUUUAUCUUCCGAAUCCCUCCUCAUCAUGAAAGUGCUCACACGCAAACACGAAAUCGCCGGCGCGGAGAUUGUUAAAUCUAUUCGACAACAACUUGACAUUAUGAGUGCUAUCGCUACUCAAAUUGUUAAAGAUUUCAUUGCCGAUAUCAGAGAAGAAGCUUCUGCCGGUGUUGUGGCUCUCGAAACCACUGCGGUCGCUGGUGACAAGCAUUGUCCUGACGGCUCUUUCACCUUCCGCCUAGCAGAGUUUCCGUCAGUGGUCAUUGAGGUUGUCCACAGUCAACUGUUCAAGGACCUGAGAAAAAUCGCCGAGUCUUACAUUCUUGGCUCGAAAGGAGAGACUCGGGUGGUUCUUGGCCUGGACAUUACGUACAAGGGCACGAAGAAGGCGCCAAGUAAAAGGGGUAUGGUGUCCACAUGGGUGUCGAAUGGUCAGGGGCAAGACGUCGACCACCCCCAUGUGGUCGAGUACGGUAUCAAGAAAAAAGUAAGUUACGCCACGCAAACUGUAUACUUAUAUUGAUUUUGAGUAGAUCUUCCGUGACGCGGACGGCAACUGCGUCAACCCCGAGCAAGGGAUAACUAUCCCGUUGACAGACUUCUGCCCAAAAGAC